AUGGCCUGGCAGCAUGGUGAUCCACCUCUCUCCAGCUGCUCUGUCCUCUCUCUAGGACAAUUCCAGACCUUACUGAGGGCUUUCCUGGUGGAGCUGCCUCCAGAGGAGGGCUCAGGGGUCUGGGCCUUCCAGGAGCUCCUGGUCUACCUGCAGGAGCGGGCAGCCCUGCGAGGGGGCAAGGACAGGGGUAGAGGGGCUACCAGGCAGGCCUGGCUGCAGGAGAUUGGGAGAGCAGCCCAAAGAGGUGCAGCCCAGAUGGAGCCUGUUUAUGGGUCUGUGUUUAGCGCCGUGCUCAGAGAUGCAGAGGUGAAUGCGGAGGGGAAGCUGUUGAGUGUCUCUGUAGCCCUGCUGGAGGAAGGGGGCUCUAGGCUGCGUUACGUGGCCUGUACUACUGAGGAUGCCCGUCUGGUCCUCAACAAGAUGCUCCAGCCACACCAGGCCCCUGUCAGUUUCUCAGCCAUAGAGAGCUGUAGUCCAGUGCACGUGCCCAGAGUGGGAGCUCACGGAGGGGUCUACCUUUUCGACGAGUCUCGAGCCUCUUCACAGUGUUAUGGCUCGUUUAUCGCCAUUCCCAUAUUGGACCCCCGAGAGCAGGGACGAGCUAUUGGGGUGCUGGGUCUCGACACACUCCGAGAUUCAAACGACACACACCUGUUCUCACGCCAUGAGAUAGACUUCUACCAGGGCGUGAGCAGUGAAUUCAGCAGAGCUCUCCAGCAUGUGGUGACUCGCUGCAGCAUACUGCACAUUGUGGAGAGCGCCUCACUCUGGCUACACAGCAGAGUCUCUGCCGUUCACAGUAUCACCACCUAUCUGAUGGAGCCUUCAGACGGACAGGGCAGUGACUGCUCUCUGAAGAAGAUGAUGGUGAUGGAGGGAGGUUCUCGUCGCUCCCAUUGGCUCUCCCCUCCUCCUUCCUUACGGCGCUCAGAUCACAUCCCCAGAGACUACCUGUUCCAGUGCUGUGACACCUCCCAGGCUGGGCACUAUGUCGCAUUUGGGGCGUACAGACUGGUGCUCCCUGUGAGGGACUCAGCUGGGUGGGCCCUGGGGGUGGUGGACAUGGAGUUAGAAACCCUCUCAUCGGGCCACCAGAGGGGGCUGCAGCCCCACGAGCGCCGGGACCUGUCGUCUGCAGGGAAGGCACUGCAGGCUGCCUGCGUUCAGCUGCACAGAGAAAGCACUGGGCCGAGCAGGCAACACACACAGCUGGAGGCGAAGGCCCUGGGAGGGGAGCGGCGGGCGUCCAUCUUGUUCCUAUGUUUCAUGCUGGAGCACCUGCGCGUUCGCUGUGUGUCCGGAUUGGACCAAUUAAUUGUAGCGGCGCUCCAGAGCUCCCAGGAUGCAUCUCACCACUUCCAUGUCAGUCAAGUCGUGAAGGCGGUGCUUCUACUGCUGUACCCUGAGAGGGAGGGUUCUGUCCAUACAGACAAUUGGGACCAAAUGAAGAUGAUGCUGAGCACUGACCUGGGCUACAGGCUGGCCAGGUUUGAACCCUUAGCCAGGGCAGUGACAGUGGACAGGGAGCUGGUCCACAGCUGUAUAGCAGGAGUUGAAAGGAGGGAGUUGGGGCAACAUGGAUCAUUACCACUGGAGGACCUGUAUGACUGGGUAUCCAUCUGUUUGUCUAUAUGUUCCUACUAGAUUCAAGUUUGAAAGUUUAUUCACCACGUACACAGGAUACAACAGGCAUAAAACAGAACAGUGAAAUUCUUUCCUUGAGAGGUCUUUCCCAACAAUGCAGAGAUGAUAUAGAUAACAGAACAUUAAAAAAAAAAUCAGUUUUUGAUUUGUUAAAAAAAUGUGAAAUAUCCAAUAAAUGU
Molecule: messenger RNA, 1823 nt
Organism: Oncorhynchus nerka (sockeye salmon)
Lineage: Eukaryota; Metazoa; Chordata; Actinopteri; Salmoniformes; Salmonidae
Product: EF-hand calcium-binding domain-containing protein 5-like
Exons: 10
Coding region: 1-1644 (547 amino acids)
Source: RefSeq, a predicted model, not a curated record